Molecule: messenger RNA, 2457 nt
Organism: Coccinella septempunctata (seven-spotted ladybird)
Lineage: Eukaryota; Metazoa; Arthropoda; Insecta; Coleoptera; Coccinellidae
Exons: 1
Coding region: 1-2457 (818 amino acids)
Source: RefSeq, a predicted model, not a curated record
AUGGAGCUAUCCAGUACCCUCCGACAGCUGAAAUAUGCACUCACCACCCGACAUAGGACAAGACAACAUAUUAAUUUCCUAUUAACUUGUAAAGAGCUCAACAUCAUCCCAAAGUUCUUGAACAUAAGGUUCUCUUCCAACUUCGAUAAAAGAUACACACACAAGUUGAAACUUACAUUGCUGAAAAAGGAGAUAAGAAGACAAAUGAAUGUAUCUGGCUUUGUGGAUAUGAAACUUAAAUUCCUACAUCACCAUCUACUUAAGACAUUACACACCAUAGAAUACGAAGUACUAGUCAACAAACUCGAAGCAGAUGUAUUCUUUGAAAACUACGAAUCAGAUCAUAUAAGAUCGAGAAAACUUCACAGCUUGAUCAAGACUUCUCACCAGCUCAACAACAUCUCUUCAUAUCGGCCAGACAAUGACAGCGAACAUGUUGACAGGCCGAUUGAUGACAGUUCCUUGCACACCUUCCACGGACGUUUCACUAACUUGUCUGAUACACAGUUCACAUUAGAAGAGACUACUCUACUUAACCUUGGGCACAAAUUUGCCCCGACCCCUCAGAAGUUCAACAUGCAGACCACAGCCAUCGACUUGGAAAUACAACUGCGAAAACAUCCUGUUUAUGGCACAUUAUAUGGAGAAUUUGGGCACAUACUCAACAACUACAAUAGAAGACAUAAUACACUUCACUACAAUACACCAGGUCUCACAAAAAGACAGUUUACUACAACCUUAAAAUCUAUUAGACAUAAAAUCUCGUCUAACAACCUCACAGUCACUAGAGCAGACAAAAAUGCAGGUCUGGUUAUCCUUCCAACUUCUGUUUAUAAUGAAAAAACAUUGAAAUUCUUCGAAGACAAUAACAUUCACGCAAACGUAACUAACAUCUUGACAAGGUACACCACUCGAUUGAACAAGCUACUCAGGACGGCCUUGCCUACCCUUCAGAAGUUCACCCCUAGCUUAAACAUUCAUAACAUUAAAGAAAAGAACCCACAGAUCCCAAAUCUAUAUAGUCUUAUAAAACUUCAUAAAGUAGACAAGAGCAUCAGACCUAUAACUUCAGCACACGGUUCACCAGCCCAUAAGGUAUCAAAGGUCAUCAACCACAUCUUGACCCAUCAAUUAGGAUAUAAAUCACCCAUGUCUGUAAAAAAUUCGAUAGAAUUAGUCAAGAUCAUAGAAUCCACCAAAUUAGACUCGAACAAUGAGUAUAUUUUAGUUUCCUUCGACAUAGUUAAUCUUUACACAAACAUUCCAGUCGCAGAAUCCCUCUCUUUACUGAGGGAAUUCCUGAAUGGUUGUCAGACCCUAAGAGACUUCAAUAUUAAUAACGAAGACAUCCAAACGAUAAUGAACUUAAUGGAACUUAUUUCUAAGCAAAAUUUCUUCAGCUUCAAUGGCAGUGUUUACACUAUGACAGAUGGUGUACCUAUGGGUUCACCCAUCAGUGGACUUCUUGCAGAGAUUUUCAUAGCUUACUUGGAGUCUCUAAUCAUCAAUUACCACUUAUCACAUAAAAUAAUUCUUUGGAGAAGGUACGUUGAUGACAUAUUCUGUAUAUGGUCUGGAACCCUUGACGAAUUAAACUCCUUUCUCACGUUCAUCAACUCCCUAUCCAGAAUUAAAUUCACACUAGAGAUUUCCGAUAACAACAAUAUUAACUUCUUGGACUUGAACAUUACUCUGAACCCCGACAAUUCGUUUAACUAUAAUAUUUACAGAAAGCCCACACAAACUGACGUUGUGAUCCCUAAGUUCUCCUACCACUCACCCCAGAUCAAGAGGACAGCCUUCUACUUUCUUCUGAACCGCCUGCUUAACAUUCCCCUUACUAAAACAGACUACAAUAAAGAACUUGGUAACAUCUACAAGAUUGCCACCAACAAUGGCUACCCUGUACAAUUUGUGGACAACAUCUUAGCCUCUAUCAAAGAAAAACGCAUUUACAAGAAAGUGUACCCUCAUACUCCUAUCAAGAAAACUUAUGUGGUUGUUCCUUACUUCCAUGGAUUCAACUGCAAGUUAAAAUCUCUGCUUUCCAAUCACGACCUAGCCCUCAUUAACAGCUCACAUAAAACUUUAGAGAGACUACUGGAUAACAAUAAACCAAAGAAAAACAACGCCCAAAAAAGUGGAAUUUAUAAAAUAAAUUGCGACAACUGCCCUGCCUUCUAUAUUGGUAUGACAACCAGAGCCGCAGGAAUCAGAUUUAAUGAACAUGUCAAGAAUAGACCAUCUUCAGCGAUGGGUGGCCACUUGCAUGAAAAUGAACAUUCCGCUUCACUCGAGGGACUGACCAUAAUUCACGAAAGCGACGACUUCUGGAGGCUAACUCUUCUAGAACAACUCGAGAUUCUGAAGAACAAAAAUAGUGAACACUUCCUCAACGAGAUUAAAGAUUUUCCUAACCCAAAUUUAUACAAACUAGUUCUCUUUCCCAACCAGUGA